AUGCCACCCGUAGCAUGUCGUUCACAGGAUAAAGAAGAACAUAAGAAGCAAAUCUUAGACAACUGGUCUUUAGACGAUCUCCUGAGUCUUCAAAUUGACCUCGCUCAAGAGAUCAGCAGACGGGUAGAAUCCAUCCAGGAGCUUCAGACAGAGCCUCGGACUCUGAAUGUUAAAGUUGAAGCAGGAUCUAAAAAUGAGCUGCAGCUAAAAACGGAGAGUUUAGGAGCCAAGCUGGAGGAGCAGUUGCAAGAGCAAAUACAGGACAGUGCCAGAGAAGAUCUGCCUGCCACUCAGAUUGAAAAAAAGCAGAAAACAGAGCGAGACGUCCACAGGUCGCCAGGAUCUAGCCAAUUGGUACCCUUCGAGGAAUUUUUGAUCCCUGGAACUUUGGAUCUGCAGAGUAAAGAGGUGGAUUUGAGCUCCCCUCUUAGACCUCGUUGUUCUCGAGACGCGAGAUCUCAGAAAUCUAGCCCCAUCAAAACUCGACUCGCGGUGAUCAGCGAUUCCGAAGGAGACAUAGACUGGUCUGAUACUGCAGAGCAAGAAGUAGUUGAUGAGGGCUUCGUUGAGUCGAAAAAUGCAAUGCACGAAGAGCCACCUGGUGGACGAAAUUUGUAUUCGACAAAUCCACCAGCAGCCGACCCACCUUUUGCUGCGAGACUUAAUUUUAAUGGGAAUCCUCUUACCAAAAAACCUUGGAUCUUUGAGGAUUUCAAAGUUAACGAAUUGGCCGGACCCUCGCGGGAGAGCAGGCCAUCGGCAGCUUCCAAGUUUAGUUCGACGGUAGGAAAACCUCUACAGAAGCAGAAGCUGAUCUUACAUCCAGAAAGGGGGUUUGAAGUUGUUGUGGAGGACUGUAGCACUAGUAAUGAGGGACCCACCUUGUUGACGAAUGUGGAGUUUGCAAAUAUGCGACAAAGAUCAAAGUCCCCACCAGGAUUUGGUCGCCUCGACUUUCCUAACACUCAAGAAAAUAUGGCAGACGUGAUAGAAUCCCGCGAAAUUCUUUAUAACAAGACCAAGGACAGAUUUCUUACCGCGACCCGAUCGGAUCUGUCCCCCAGCAAGCGGCCCUACGUAUUCAGAAAUGUCAGGCUUAACGCUGUCGUAAACGAAGGAAAUUUUGAAUGGGACCCAAAGUCGCUGCAGAUAUUCUCCCGCGCAAAAGUGCGAAAUCAAAAUUAG
Molecule: messenger RNA, 1185 nt
Organism: Lachancea dasiensis
Lineage: Eukaryota; Fungi; Ascomycota; Saccharomycetes; Saccharomycetales; Saccharomycetaceae
Source: the annotation of a GenBank genome assembly